Molecule: messenger RNA, 514 nt
Organism: Oppia nitens
Lineage: Eukaryota; Metazoa; Arthropoda; Arachnida; Sarcoptiformes; Oppiidae
Product: myelin gene regulatory factor-like A
Exons: 3
Coding region: 26-493 (155 amino acids)
Source: RefSeq, a predicted model, not a curated record
UAUAUUAUUUAUUUAGUUUAACAAAAUGAAAUCAACAAUGGUCAUUUAUUAUUAUAGUUGUAUACUGUUAAUAUUAAUUAUUUCCACUGUUCAAAAUGAACAAUAUAGUCAAGAUUCGGAAGCUGUUGGAGAAUCUGAUAUUCAUAAUAAUCAUGGUUCGGAUGAAACAGUAACUGAUAAUACUAAUCAUGGUUCGGGUGAUACUGAUAGUCAUGUUGAUCAUGGUUUGAUUGAUAUGGAUGACCCUAAUUAUGGUUCAGGCGAUACUGAUGGCCACAAUCAUAAUAAUCAAGGUUCGGGUGAUAGUGAUGGCCAUAAUACUAAUCAUGAUUCGGAAAACCAUAGUACAACAACUGAACCUGAUGAUAAUACUGCAAUGAAACGUAUUGGUAAAUUUUUUAAAGGAUUAGGUCACGACAUAAAAGAGGGUUUACUGCGUCCAAUGGAUUAUACAAAAAGAGAGUUUAUUCAGGAAUCUAGAGGUAAAAAAUAAUAAUAAUAAAGCAUUCAUCAA